UCUUCCUACAACUGCUUUAUUAGACACUUUUGUUAAUUUUAUGUGUUUGCAUGAUUGCUUAGAAAGAUUCCAUCUGGAUAUAUAUGGAUGUUUUCUGGUUUUAAUUUCAGUCAGUUCUAUUUUUAUGCUUUCUUUUUCAACUUUUUGACUGAUCAGUUGUUGUUGUGUUGUUUUUGUUUUGCAACCUCCCCUCUUACCCCCUCUCGGGUUGUAUCCAGGCCAUUCCCCCUCCCAGCAGUGCCACACCCUGCUCCUCCGCCGGCCCAACCCCUGCCCCAUUGCCUCAGCCAACGGACACCCAUACCCCCCCUCUAAAGUCCUCCCCCUGCAUCUGCAUAUGCCUCCUCCUCCACCCCUCCAUUCCGGCACACAUUCCCUCCCUCCUUUCUCCUCUUUUGGUUAUGUUCCUCUUCCCAUAUCUCCUCCUUCUCUGUCUACUCCUCCUCUGUCCAUUUCUCCUCCUCUCUCCACUCCUCAGGAGCAGCAAAGUCAGACAGGUUCCCGGACGGCAGAGCUGAGUCCUCUGGGCUCUCCCACUUUAGGACAUCAGAGCAGCACCAGUGAGGACAUCUGGGUGUUACGCAAACCAGUGGCAGGAGGAGAGCGCAGUGGCAGUGUGUGCAGCUUGGGCAGCGUUCGCUCCUCCAGCAGCCUGCAAGGAUCUGGAAACACCCAUGUCCUGACAACGCCGGCCCCCAGUCCUCAGCCGGCCCCUACGCCAGGACUCAACACUCAUGGCCUCAACGCUCCAGGGCUGCAUGCUCAAGCUGAAGGGGUCAAGGUAAGAGGCCUCCUGAAUGUUCUGGCUCAGUGAGUAAAAGCAAA
This is a messenger RNA of Poecilia latipinna (sailfin molly), 825 nucleotides long. Its product is annotated as pollen-specific leucine-rich repeat extensin-like protein 2. The record is from RefSeq and is a predicted model, not a curated record. Lineage: Eukaryota; Metazoa; Chordata; Actinopteri; Cyprinodontiformes; Poeciliidae. The coding region runs from base 338 to 814 and encodes 158 amino acids. The transcript is spliced from 5 exons.